CUAAUAUUUUUCUGCUGUAGUGCAGAGCCAACAAUCUUGGCUCGAAUCAAAGCAAGAAAAGCGGUUCUUGGCGAUUUUUCAUUGGCGAAUCCUGAAGACCCAAAAUCUGGAAAACUUGCAAGUUUGCUAGGCAGGUGCAUUGUGACUUGUAGAUUCGAAGGAAGAGAAGCCAUCUUCAUCAUAAGAAGAAAGAAAUGUCGGCACUGUUCAAUUUCCAUUCGUUUCUGACAGUUGUGCUACUGGGGAUUUGUACAUGCACUUUUGUGAAGAUGCACUUUCCAGCAAUCCUUGAACAGAGAAAUGGAUUUCGUGGUUUCUUUUGGAAAGCAGCCAGAAUUGGUGAACGCUUGAGCCCCUGGGUUGCCGUAGGAUGCUUCACAAUGGGCGUGUCGAUAAUUUUUUUCUGAGAUAGAAAUUUGUUGUCUCUGUAUGUGGAAAUGGUGCAUUCUCUUUCAUGACCUGAUUGAUCACCAGAUUCCAAAGGAUUCUCUGCUGGAAUUAGCUAUAGAAAAGCAUCAGUGUAUGCCAUAUCACCUCGGGCUCUUUCUUUUGUUUUGUCGACAUUAUGCCUUGCCUGAGCAGGAGGGGAUUGGAGAAAGUGACUUCACCUGAAAAUUUCAUCUUCUGAUGCUGUUAGGUAUAUGAUAGCUCAUGUAUGUUAGCCAAACGUAUUCUGAGAUUUUCUCUCACUGAACCAUGCUGAUGUGUGGAUUUUCUUUCUUUUCCAGUUUUCUUUUCAUCUAUACAUGAACGAUUGAGAGAGAGUCUGCUAGUAGUGAAUAGAGGAACCCUGUUUUCUGCCUUUUUUGAGAAAUUAGAAAUUCUGUAUUGAUAUA
This is a messenger RNA of Populus nigra (black poplar), 836 nucleotides long. RefSeq lists its product as uncharacterized. Bases 195 to 407 code for a protein of 70 amino acids. The transcript is spliced from 6 exons. Gene Ontology annotation, biological process: protein secretion; intracellular transport. NCBI's taxonomy places the organism in Eukaryota, Viridiplantae, Streptophyta, Magnoliopsida, Malpighiales, Salicaceae. The record is from RefSeq and is a predicted model, not a curated record.